Messenger RNA from Lethenteron reissneri (Far Eastern brook lamprey), 740 nucleotides. Its product is annotated as DNA damage-induced apoptosis suppressor protein-like. Gene Ontology annotation, biological process: negative regulation of intrinsic apoptotic signaling pathway in response to DNA damage. NCBI's taxonomy places the organism in Eukaryota, Metazoa, Chordata, Hyperoartia, Petromyzontiformes, Petromyzontidae. Gene Ontology annotation, cellular component: nucleus; cytoplasm. The record is from RefSeq and is a predicted model, not a curated record.
AGUAGGGUGGUGAGUGGUGGUAAGGAGGGUGGUGGUGGUAGUGGUGAGUAGUGUAGUGGUGAGUAGUGGUGAGUAGGGUGAGUAGUGGUGAGUGGUGGUGAGUAGUGGUGAGUAGGAGGGUGGGGGCUAUGCGCGGGCCCGUCCUGGCCGUGGUUCUGGGGGUGCGGGGUCCGGGCCCCCUGGACCCCACGUGUGCAGAGUGCGGCGCGGGGGUCACGUGGGACUCACGUGACCACGUGGGGUUGGAGUGUGCGCGGUGCGGACCGGCCGGGGUGCGGUGGCGCUACCGCUUGUGGGUGACGGUGGCGGUGUUGGGGCCCGCCGGGGAGGGGCCCACCGGCCACGGGGCGGGUGGUGGUGGUGGUGGUGGAGGGGAGGUCACCCCGCGACCUCUCGCCUUCAUCACGGUGUUUGGCCCCUGCCUGGAUGAGUUCAUGGGAGGCCCGGCACCCACUUUUAGACGGGCGGUGAUGAGCGUGUGGAGAGGGGAGGGAGAUCGCGGGGAGGGGGCCGGUGGCCGCGGGCCCAUGGGGGAGCCCUGGGCCCUGUUGUGCUGCGCCACCGAACAGUUCUUUGUGGGGCGAACGUUCAUCUUCGGCCUGCAGCCCCCCUCUCGCCCACACAGAGCCCCCCACUGUACGAGUUUCGUGGCUUCCCACCUGUGGUGUACGCAGCCUCUCCCCCACGGACUCACCGUGCUCUCCAUCGUGAAGCGGCUCGCUCAGGUGCACUUUCAUUGA